Aaosphaeria arxii CBS 175.79 is the source of this 1571-nucleotide messenger RNA. RefSeq lists its product as uncharacterized. NCBI's taxonomy places the organism in Eukaryota, Fungi, Ascomycota, Dothideomycetes, Pleosporales. The coding region runs from base 121 to 1356 and encodes 411 amino acids. The record is from RefSeq and is a predicted model, not a curated record. Gene Ontology annotation, cellular component: transcription factor TFIIE complex. Gene Ontology annotation, biological process: transcription initiation at RNA polymerase II promoter; transcription open complex formation at RNA polymerase II promoter. The transcript is spliced from 2 exons.
UACUCCUUCACCUGGUGUUUCUACGAUAUCACUCCCCAAACGCUGCAGUAUUCAAUAACGUCAACUGUGGUCUACACUCCAAGUGGAUCUUGAUAUACCUCUGUCGCUGCCGCCACCGCCAUGGCAGAUCCACUACAGCUUGCGAAACAGUUCGUUAAGACGGUGGUGCGCAUGUUCUACGAAACCGAACACAUUGUAGUCAUCGAUGCGCUGGUAUUCCACGGUGCCCUCACUAUAUCGGACUUGGUCACCGUGCUUGAUGGAGGGAAGAAUCAAAAAGGCGCCCAGCGGAUCACAGGAAGACUGCGAGAGGGAGGCCUAGUCUCAGUCUUUACUCGUCAAGAGGUCCGAGUAGGAGCCAUGAAGGCUACCAACCGAGAAUACUAUUACAUUGACUACCGCCGCGCAAUCGAUGCGACAAAGUAUCGCUUACACGUACUCGACGAAAAGAUCAAGAAGAAUGUCAACCCUUCACAGGAGAAGAAGGAUUUUAAUUGCAAACGGUGCAAAUCACAAUGGACUGCUCUGGAGGCUAUGGACAGCCCUGAUCCGAUCCCGGACCGUAUCGGUGGUACCGGAUUCAUAUGCAAAAAUUGUAGCUACCCGCUCGACGAAAUAGCCGACGACGGCGUCGGCCACGAUGCUGGUGAUGUGCCAGCCAAGUUCAAUAAGAUCUUCAAACCUAUCCUCAAUCUUAUGCAGCAGAUUGAUGAGGUUGUGAUACCCGCAAUUGAAGGCCAAGACGCAGUGGAUGGCGCCAUUGAACUCCCGCGCGACCAGGAACUCAAUCCCGCCGCCCAACACGAAGUUGUGGUAGCACCUGCCGUGCGGCCCACUGCCGUCAGGGGGGUUGCUACUGGACCGGAGAAGAUUUCCGUCUCAAUUGCUACAAAUUCAGAACAAUCGGAGGCUGCUAGAAUUGCGGAGGCGCAGCGACAGGCUAAGAUCCAACAGCAAAACUUGCUUCCUGAAUGGCAUACCAAAUCUACGGUCAGAGAUCAGGACUAUGGAGAGUCAAAUAUCAAGACCGAAGCUACUGGAAGUCUUACGCCGAGCUUCAAGACAGAGCAGACUGAGGAGAAGAACGUUGCAACAACUGACUUGGAUGAUAUUUUCGCCAAGAUUGAGGCGGAUAGAAUCAAGCAGGAGGAGCAAGACGAGACGGACGACGAAGAUGAUGAGUUUGAAGACGUAAUAGUCUCAAACGCAGCGACCGAGACCAACGGAGCCCCCGAUGCUAAACGCGCCAAACUUGAAUCCUCUGCUGCACCCUCGCCGGCAAAUGGAGUCACACCUGGCAUGUCGACGGGCGACGGGGGUGACGAGUCCGACGAAGACGAGUUCGUCGAUGUUUAAGCAUUGAUUUUGCAUAGCGAUGGCGUUGGCGUUCUACCAUUCAGGCGUUCUAUACCUUGUCCUGAAUUUAUACAAAACCUGCAUAGACUCGUAUUUCCUCAUUUAUGUAGCACGGCUACGAGAUAUCCCAUAUGUUAUUUUACUCAUGUGCAGAGUGUCCAGAUAUUUGAUUGAUAUAUACAACUGCAGCGUGAUGUGAUUUAAGAGAAGAUGAG